Messenger RNA from Umbelopsis ramanniana AG, 3190 nucleotides. RefSeq lists its product as uncharacterized. The coding region runs from base 33 to 3044 and encodes 1003 amino acids. Gene Ontology annotation, molecular function: guanyl-nucleotide exchange factor activity. The transcript has 3 exons. The record is from RefSeq and is a predicted model, not a curated record. NCBI's taxonomy places the organism in Eukaryota, Fungi, Mucoromycota, Umbelopsidomycetes, Umbelopsidales, Umbelopsidaceae. Gene Ontology annotation, biological process: regulation of ARF protein signal transduction.
GGCCGCUCCUGUCUGCUUCGUUGAUUUGCUUCAUGUCCUCUCCACCAAAACAGGACCAAGGAAACUCAUACGCUGGACCGUCUGAUAGGUCCUCCGGCUCCUCUCGAGGGUCCUUUUCUCAAAGAAGGGCAGAGAGAGGUGUUGAUGUACCUGUAUCAUUCACGGACUUGCGACGUCCAAGCACAUCUUCAGUUUCAGACGCAUUCGGUUUUGACAAUUACGCCUUUGGUGGUGUCUCUCCUGUCAUGGGAUCUUCCUUUUCUGCCAUCAAUGAAGAUAGAUCCUAUUUUGCGCCUUCUCCAUAUGAUCAGCGGCCAGAAUACCUACAGCGCUACUCCUCAUUACGCUCUCGGUACGAACGAGAGAGACGUGGUUCUCGCAAAUGGACUCGACAGAGUGACCAAAAACCAAGAGACGGUGUUCACGAAUAUUCAGAUUUGGCAACCCAAAGAGACACUGAAACUGAUGAAAGCGAUAUUGAAAUGCCAGAUGAUGAUUUAACAGGGAUGAGUCCUGACGAUAUCGUUGGACCUAAUACGCGAUUAUCCCAAGGUUAUGGACAAAACUUAUCAAUUCCCCCACAACUGCCUCUGAUAAAACCUGAGGCAUUCUCUUUCUCGUUCGAAGAUACCCUUAAUAACACGAAAGGAAAGAUGGAUAGAGAGAGCACUGCCAGCAUAUCGUCCAACCCACCGCUCUUUCCUACUGCUGAAGACCCUGACAAAGGCAAGUCGUCGUGCUUAAGGCCAAUUCAACGACCUACUGAUAGUAAAGAGGUCAAAUGGAAGGAUCACAUCUUUGUAAGACGACCUAGUACGUUUUCGGAGUCCCCGAUCUCCAACAAUCCGCCGCCAUGGUUCAGAGAUAAAGAUGCGUUAAAUGAGAUCAAACACAUUACAUCUGGAAUGCGCGAACAAAAGUUGGAUGUGCAAGAACAAAGUAGAAGUAAUUCGGUUCAAAGCAAUGUAGAUUCAUUCUUCUCAAUGGCCAAGAAAGUAGCCGCUACCCCACCAAAAGCAACCCCGAAUCCCAUCAAUGUAUCCCGACCAAGAAAGUUCUUGUUGCAAACGGCAGUUUUCCAAGUGAUCAAUUCGAACACAGUCAAGGAUAGAUACUUGUUUUUGUUUAAUGAUCUCUUAUUCAUCGCUAAACCCAUUAUGGACGAAAGCAUCAUGAGCGGCCUCACCUCUUCAAACUCACGAAGCAUGUCGGAGGAUAGCAUGGGCGGUCAUUCAAAGUAUAGCGAUAACCAUCGCUAUCGCUUUCGACCUACCGAGAAUAGCUUAUUCCAAGUCAAGAAUAUCGUAGAACUGAGUAAGGUGACCCUCUAUGUCACGCGUGAUUACGAAGUGGAACCAGUGCUUCUCAAAACCGAUGCAGAUGGACAGAUGGUACUACCCCCACCUCGAAAAAUCCAUCCAAUUUUAGCAUCCGCCCUUCGCAAGUUUGAAUCUGACCCAGACCGUGCUAUCUCAUACCUAAUGGAAAAGAAAAUCUUGACAGAAGACCCUAUCAGCAUUGCCAAUUUCUUGUUCAAAACCGCCGAUCUCAGCCGACGUCAAUUGGGAAGGUAUAUCUCCAAUCCAGACAAUAGCAACGUCUUCCAUGCAUUCCUGGAUUGUUUCCGGCUUCAAGGUAUGCGCUUGGAUGAGGCUCUCCGCACCUUUCUGGUCACUUUCCGACUUCCGAGCAAAUACGAAUCUCUACAUUAUGUCAUAAGCACAUUCGCAAAAAAGUGGCAUGAUACAAAUCAAAACGUUGUCAAAUUCCAUGAGGACAUGAUCGUCAAGGUUAUCCUUGCCAUGUUGCGACUCAAUAGUUCAAUAUGGCAUGACAGAGAUGCCGACCAGGAUGUCUUUUUGUUUGCUUUGGACCGACGAGAACAAAAAAAGGAGAAGAUGGCUAGUGGAUCCGAGCAAACUGAUAACAAGUCUAACCUGCCCCAAGAAAGUAUUCCAACUUCAGCUGAAUUCCUGGAGCGAUGGAGUAUAUACGAUCAAUACAACCUGGUGCCCAAGGAAUUCAUGGUAGAAAUGUACGACUCAAUACGCGAAGAAAAGUUGGAAACUGGCUGGGAUCAUAAAUAUCAACCACAUGCCAACGCCAUGCUGACUAAAGGCGUUCCAUCCUCAAAGGUUACUAUCUAUAUACCUGAGCCCGACCCAGAUCUUCAGAUUAAGCUUCGUGGCCAAGAUCUUGUAUGUCAGCCCAGUAUCCUCGAUUUCUCAACAUCACGAAUGCAAACUUUUACGAUAACAGGGAGUACGCUAGGCCGAACGAGUUUAAUGUUUAUCAAGACUGGUUCUCGAGCUGGGAGAUAUGUCAGCCCUGCAUUACCGCGAACGAAAGCCAUUGUGGUUGAAAGAUCAUUCAUGCGACAUACCUUUCAAAUUGGUUUUUAUCAAACUGAAGUCAAAGAGUCAUUGUUUGAUCCCUCGCGCCGGCAGAGUAGUGCGCAAUCACCGACUCAACAGAGCAAAGGAGCAGGAGAGGAUCAGGACGGAGAUCGAGAAACGAACGUAUCCAGGCGAGAAAUCCAGCGAACUAAACGCAAAUACAUGUUUAGUGUGGAAUCUGAAGAGUCUUUGAGAGAAUGGGUGAACCAACUUCGGAAUCUAUGUGGUCAUGUCAAUCGUGAAGGGCAUCAUCAAAUAUCUUCAAAAGAUACUGCCACCAAGACCCCGGAAGAGCUUGUUUCCCUGCAGGUUCUAAAGGAAGCGCUUUUAGCCGACGAAGCCAAAAGAGGAAUUAUGGGCUUGCGCAGCAUGACAAUUGACAAACGUGCCAGCUUAAUCAGCGCACAUGGCGGGGAUCCCUUAAGUCCACCCAGUGGGUCGGAUGCUGGCAUAGCAGAUGACGAAAGGUCCAAGUUUUUGUCAUCGUCCAACUUACUGUCCGCGGAUAGUGGUAGCAAAUCCAUGAGCGCAGCAGCGGCAGCCAAUGUUGUGGCCAAACGAGGUCACGAAAUUGUCAAACUGGCGGUGCAGAAUUCCUUAAUGCCUACCAUGCUUGGAUUUAUGAAGCAAAGUCUAGGAAGGGCGUAAUUGUACAUACUAUUAUAUUGCUUUUCUUCCUUAUAUAAUUUCAAUUGAUACGAAUAGUAGUAACAUGGACUUACAAAGAACGGCAGAUACAGCAUGACGUGCAGUCUCUGUGGUAAUAAUAAAUUUGGGUUCAAUGGUAAACUUUU